AUGAUGGCAACUGUGAGGUUCCUGCUGCUGCUCCUGCCUGCCUGGGGCCAGCUCAUGCGCCGCGCCAAUGGCCCUUCGGGCGGCCGCGAGAAGCGGCUGCAGGGCGCGCUGCGCGAGGCGCUGCGCAAGGUGCCGGCGGAGCGGGUGCUCUUCGUGGAGGAGAGCCUGCGGCCGAGCUACGAGGCCUUCCCCAAGGAUGCCCGCGGCAACCUGCCGCCGCACCAGGUUCUGCCGGCCCUGGCCCGCGCCUACUUUGCCAAGGAGCACGGGUGGCUGGUGCGGGGCCUGGAGUCGCCUGGGGCGCCGAUCAUCGCCCCGGGGGACUCCUAUGAGGCGGCCUCGGCGCCCGGAGAGGGGGGCGACCUGUACCAGGCGCACGUGCUCCAGGCGAAGGCGCCGGAGUUGGCGUCGGCGCUGAAGGACGCGGCCCUCAGCCCGGUGUCCAGCUCGCAGGGCCUGUCCCUGGCGGAUGUUGCCCAGACGGUGGCCGCCUUGGAGCAGCUGCUGCUGGAGGAGUCCUUGCCCUUGUUGCGGGCCUCGUACGUGCUCAACGAGCUGGACACGGCAGGUGAGCAUGUGCCCCCUGCUUUGGAGGAGACCCAAGCUCAUGAGGCCCUCCAGUCGUAUCUGCUGCUCUUCCGCCACGGCCUGCCGCGGGACUUGGAGGACGUGGCCCGGCACCAGGCGCUGAAGCAGCGCGCGCAGAGGUCCUCCGACUGGCCGGCCCUGCGCGGCUUCGAGGCGGAGGUGCUGAACAAAACCCAGCGAACGGACGGCAAAGUCACCUGGCCCCAGGCGACGGAGGCCGUGAUGUCCCUGGCCAGGCAGUACGGCAGGUGGCAGAACGCUGAGUGCCAGGACAUGAAAUCCACCCUGACGAAGAUGGGGGCGGACGGCCGCGUGCUGCUGCAGGACUUCCAUGGGUCGCCCAAGUACCCGCACUUCCAGUUCACCGAGAAGGAGGAGUACCUGCGCAGCGCCGGCAUCCUGCUGGAGGAGGAUGAGCAGAAGUACGUGCUCAUCUCCAACUAUCUUCAGGGACCUUCCAACUGCAUCGCCUCGUCCGAGUACUUCGCGGUUUGCUGCCUCAACGAAUGCGAGGCGCUGGUGAAUCAGUUCGAGGCCUCGCUGCGGGCGCCCGCGGGCUCGGCGGCGCAGGUGGCGGAGACGGCGGCAGCGCUGGGCGCCGCGGCGGAGGCCGCCGCGGAGCUGCCGGGGUUGGCAGACGACAGCGGCGCCGUGGUGCUGCACACGGCCACCUUUAGGCAGUGGCUGCACCGGGCCUUCCCGCUGGAGUGCGCGCGCCCCACGGCGCAAGAAGACGCGGCGGAGGAGGCGGAACUGGCGGAGGCCCGCGAGUGGCUGGAGAUGGAUGAGGCGGCGCGCCAGAAGUGGAAGCCUCUGGUGCUCCACCCCUCCGAGUGCACGCGCCUGCCCGAGUGGCACAGUGCCGCCGAGGGCCCUCCGGGCGACAUGCUGGAGGUCUGA
This is a messenger RNA of Effrenium voratum, 1488 nucleotides long. Lineage: Eukaryota; Dinophyceae; Suessiales; Symbiodiniaceae. The record is from the annotation of a GenBank genome assembly.